AUGAAGGACUCCCUGUUCAAUGAACGAGUACCUGUUCAGUGCUCAAGCGAUGCCGUGUCAUCAAUCCUUACAUGCGAUAUAACCCUUGAAAACGAUACUCUUCAAAUUAAGCUUAUCGACACCAACGAUAUAUUUAAGUUCUAUCAGUGCACGAUUACGGGCACAUCAUACGUGCAUCUGAAGAAUGAGCAGGAACUGCGUGUAAAUUUUGAAAAUUUUGUCAGAAAGGUGAUUGAGCUGUUCUACCAGUCAAAAAACGGCAGGAUGAAGGCUUUAUUUGACAAAGAUAGUGAUCGGUUUAUAUUCGUAGAGCAGAAUGAAUUUAGAAACAUUGUAAGGUUAGAGUUACGGUUUAAGGUGCCGGACGAGAACGACUACAAGAGAUAUCUGGCCGAUAUGAUAAGUAGAAUGGAGGUUACAGGUGUGAAACUGCGAAAGGAGAAUGUGCAGCUAAAGGAGAGUUUGCGUAAUUUGGAAAAUGAAAUGGGCACGAGGGUAGCAGACCUGACAGGCAGGAAUAGGGUGCUAGACGAGCACUUGUGUAGAAUUAAGAGUAAGAUGGAAAGCAUGGAGAAAGAGAAUGACAGCUUGGUUGGAGAAAGAGAAGAAUUGAAGAAGCGGAUGGUGGAGAUUGAGAAGGAGAACAGCACGUAUAAGUUUGAAAUUGAGAAGAAGAAAAUAGAGGAGUACAAAAAGGAGCAAGAGUUUUUGAGAUUAAAGGAAGUGGAGGAGUGCAAAAAUGGCCUGGAAAAAGAAAUAAAAGUGGCUAACGAUAUCAUAAGGAAGCUUAGAGAUGAUCUAAAGAGGCAGAACGAGGGCAAAGAGAAUAUGAGCGAAACUAUCGAAAAACUCAAGGAUGAGAACGAGAAGCUGGUGAAAAGCAAUGAAGAUACCAAGAAGAAUGCCAAGGAGAAGGAAGACAAAAUACGCGGACUGAAAGAGAACCUGAAGAGAAAGGAUGAGAGGAUAAAGAAUCUGGAGAUGGAUAAAAAGCAGCUCAUUAAAAAAAUGGAAGAAGCAAAAUUCGUGUACAACCAUUUCUAUAAGAAGAGAGAAGGGGAGAUCAGUAGUGUCUCAGAAAGUCAGAAUAGCACGUUUAGUGUUCAUCCCGAGUCACCGCCUCGUUAAUGUCCAGGAAAGAAUGCGAUGCGAUCAGCUGUGAUUUGGUGAGUGGGGUUUACUGUGAAACUGCGUCACAAGUGAUAAGAAAUACUUUGCCGAAGCGUGCUACGCCUAUAAACACAUCCAUGAAGCAUUGCUUAAAGCACCUUUCCACUGCUGAUUAACUUGGUUGCUUGCUGUGCACAAAGUAACGCUUUGUUCUUCAUUAAAAUUGUCAUUUAUAGCCGA
Messenger RNA from Vavraia culicis subsp. floridensis, 1350 nucleotides. RefSeq lists its product as uncharacterized. Lineage: Eukaryota; Fungi; Microsporidia; Pleistophoridae. The record is from RefSeq and is a predicted model, not a curated record. Gene Ontology annotation, cellular component: centriole. Gene Ontology annotation, biological process: centriole replication. The transcript has a single exon. Bases 1 to 1128 code for a protein of 375 amino acids.